Molossus molossus (Pallas's mastiff bat) is the source of this 1811-nucleotide messenger RNA. It is a transcript of the gene PPARD, whose product is annotated as peroxisome proliferator activated receptor delta. Gene Ontology annotation, molecular function: RNA polymerase II cis-regulatory region sequence-specific DNA binding; zinc ion binding; nuclear receptor activity. The transcript is spliced from 8 exons. Bases 310 to 1635 code for a protein of 441 amino acids. Gene Ontology annotation, biological process: regulation of lipid metabolic process; negative regulation of transcription by RNA polymerase II; negative regulation of inflammatory response. Lineage: Eukaryota; Metazoa; Chordata; Mammalia; Chiroptera; Molossidae. Gene Ontology annotation, cellular component: nucleus. The record is from RefSeq and is a predicted model, not a curated record.
GCGCUGCGUAUGACGCGGCGGCCGCCGCGGAGCUGGGGAUUAAUGGGAAAAGUUUUGGCAGGAGCCGGAGGAUCCUGCGGAGCCUGCGGGACCGCGGCGGUGGCGCGAGCGGCGGCCGGGACAGUGUUACGUGGUGUUUUGGGCAUGUACGUGGUACUCACGCAGUGGCUUCUGCUCACCGACAGAUGAGGAUAGAUGCACCAAAGAGGCUGACGGGAACUACCCUGUAGAGGUCCAUCUGCAUCCAGACCCAGAUGAUGCCAGAGCUAUGACCGGGCCUGCAGGUGUGGCGCCGAGGGGAAAUCAGCCAUGGAGCAGCCACCGGAGGAAGCCCCUGAGGUCCGGGAAGAGGAGGAGAAAGAGGAAGUGGCAGAGACACAAGGAGCCCCAGAGCUCAAUGGAGGACCAGAGCACUCGCUUCCUUCCAGCAGCUAUACAGACCUCUCCCGGAGCUCCUCGCCACCCUCCCUGCUGGACCAGCUGCAGAUGGGCUGUGACGGGGCCUCGAGUGGCAGCCUCAACAUGGAGUGCCGUGUGUGCGGGGACAAGGCCUCGGGCUUCCACUACGGUGUCCAUGCCUGCGAGGGCUGCAAGGGCUUCUUCCGCCGGACGAUGCGCAUGAAGCUGGAGUACGAGAAGUGUGAGCGGAGCUGCAAGAUCCAGAAGAAGAACCGCAACAAGUGCCAGUACUGCCGCUUCCAGAAGUGCCUGGCACUGGGCAUGUCGCACAACGCCAUCCGCUUUGGCCGGAUGCCGGAGGCCGAGAAGAGGAAGCUGGUGGCAGGGCUGACGGCAGGCGAGGGGAGUCAGCACAACCCUCAGGUGGCUGACCUGAGGGCCUUCUCCAAGCACAUCUACAGCGCCUACCUGAAAAACUUCAGCAUGACCAAAAAGAAGGCCCGAGGCAUCCUCACUGGCAAGGCCAGCCACACGGCGCCCUUUGUGAUCCACGACAUCGAGACAUUCUGGCAGGCAGAGAAGGGCCUCGUGUGGAAGCAGCUGGUGAACGGCCUGCUGCCCUACAAGGAGAUCAGCGUGCACGUCUUCUACCGCUGCCAGUACACCACGGUGGAGACCGUGCGUGAGCUCACCGAGUUCGCCAAGAGCAUCCCCAGCUUCGGCAGCCUCUUCCUCAACGACCAGGUGACCCUCCUCAAGUACGGAGUGCACGAGGCCAUCUUCGCCAUGCUGGCCUCCAUCGUCAACAAGGACGGGCUGCUGGUGGCCAACGGCACUGGUUUUGUCACCCGUGAGUUCCUGCGCAGCCUCCGCAAGCCCUUCAGUGAUAUCAUCGAGCCCAAAUUCGAGUUUGCUGUCAAGUUCAAUGCCCUGGAACUUGACGACAGUGACCUGGCUCUGUUCAUCGCCGCCAUCAUUCUGUGCGGAGACCGGCCAGGCCUCAUGAACGUGUCACAGGUGGAGGCCAUCCAGGACACCAUCCUGCGUGCCCUCGAGUUCCACCUGCACGCCAACCACCCGGACGCCCAGUACCUCUUCCCCAAGCUGCUGCAGAAGAUGGCUGACCUGCGGCAGCUGGUCACCGAGCACGCCCAGAUGAUGCAGCGGAUCAAGAAGACUGAGACGGAGACCUCGCUGCACCCCCUGCUCCAGGAAAUCUACAAGGACAUGUACUGAAGUGCACGCCCAGGGCCUCCCAGCAGGCCUCUGGGGGCCAAGAGCCAGGGGCAGAUGGACAGCGCGGGGACAGGGCUACCAUGGGACUUCCCCGUUGGCUGGCCAGCACUCCACAUGCCCGGAGCAGCCGGAGCAGCCCAGCCUCACCCCCCAUACUCCCUCCCUCUCCCUCUCCC